AUGAUAAAGGAGGGAGAUAACAUUAUAAUUUACGAUUUUAGAUGUGGAAAGCGUAUUGUGAAGGUUGUGCCUGAUAGAUCAUUGUACAUUAACAAACAACUUUUGGAGUUAAAAUUGUUAAUUGGUACGGAAUUGGGUUGUAGUUAUGAAUGGGACGGUGAAAACUGGCAGGUGGUGGAUCGUAUAGAGGAAGAUGAGUUUGAAUUUGUCUUUGACGAGUACUCAUCAUCUGAAGAUGUAUUAAAUUAUUACAAUUCUGAGUUUGUAGGGGAUAAUCGCAACAUUUAUGAUGAUAAUGCAUCGCAACAAUUGACAUCAGCUGAAAUUGACAUUUGGCGUAAUGUCACAAAUGGUGGGAUGAAGUUGGUUAAGCACAUAGCUGAUAAUUCUAAGAGUUUGGGUAAUAAACCCAUUUUUUCCCGUGAAAAAUAUAUUAAUAAGAAGAAAAGGAAAUAUAUAAAUGCAUUUAAGACCAUGCGAGCUACGUUGUACGACGUAUGCGAUUCCUAUUGGAUGAGAUAUCCUUCAAAGAUAGGAUUUGUACGACCAGAUUAUCUAGCAAACAUACUUUACUCUGCUAAUUUAACCUCAAAUAGCCAAGUGAUGGUGUUUGAUCAUUCAAUGGGUUUGAUUCUGGCGGGGGUGGCUCAGAGAUUAUUUCACAAUAGUUCAAUUUGUGAAUCAAAUGGUUUAAUCUAUCCCUUAGUGGCAAAAGGGGUUAGUGAUAAGAUUUUGCAUGAAUGUAAUUUUAUACAACCUACAUUCUACCCAAUCGAUCUUAAGGAGUUGAUCAAUUCUCUCAACAAUAUAAAUAUUGACAUUGAAAAAAGACCGCGAAGCUACCAUGAUGAAAAUGUCAGUAGGAUAAAUCCCAAACGAAAUUUACUAUAUCCAACUCUGGCAGUACCUGCUAACAUGUAUAUAGAUAAUAUUAUCGCUACAAUAUCUUAUAUUAAGGAUGCAGAUGUGGAUGUGCUGGUUGAACAAAUUGUCGCUGUUAGUGAUAAAUUGUUGAUACCCAGUGGUACAAUAGUGAUAUUUUGCCAACAUAUACAACCCCUUAUUGUACAACAAGCCCGCAUGACAUCAAGUGGCAAUUAUGUGCAAGUAAGAUUGGAGGAGUUGUUUCAUCGGGAGUAUCAAAUAUUACCUAGACGAACCCAUCCAUUUAUGAAAUUGGACAGGUUAUGUACGGGAUUUAUUUUAUCUGCUAUUAAAAUAUCUUCUGACGUAGUUUAA
Molecule: messenger RNA, 1239 nt
Organism: Babesia microti strain RI
Lineage: Eukaryota; Apicomplexa; Aconoidasida; Piroplasmida; Babesiidae
Product: Gcd10p family
Exons: 5
Coding region: 1-1239 (412 amino acids)
Biological process (GO): tRNA methylation
Cellular component (GO): tRNA (m1A) methyltransferase complex; nucleus
Source: RefSeq, a predicted model, not a curated record